Molecule: messenger RNA, 5594 nt
Organism: Dunckerocampus dactyliophorus (ringed pipefish)
Lineage: Eukaryota; Metazoa; Chordata; Actinopteri; Syngnathiformes; Syngnathidae
Gene: pdcd2l
Product: programmed cell death 2-like
Exons: 2
Coding region: 19-1074 (351 amino acids)
Cellular component (GO): cytoplasm
Source: RefSeq, a predicted model, not a curated record
GGCUGCUUGAAACGUGCGAUGGCCUCUUCGCCUACAGAGUCGACGCUUCUCGGCUUGUGCGAUGGAGAGUUUGACGACACGAAGUACCAAUCAUCUUUCCUCACCAACAAAAUCGGAGGACAUCCGGACUGGUUACCGUGCCUUCCUCCCAUGUCUCCCCGCUGUAGACGAUGUUCAUCGCCGCUAACACAUGUGGUGCAGGUGUACUGUCCCCUGGAGGGAUCCCCCUACCACAGGACCAUCCACUUGUUCGCCUGCCCGGCGGAAGAUUGCAGAGGCCGUUCAGAUAGCUGGGCAGCGCUCCGCUCUCAGAGCCUAGAGGCCGAGGUGAAAGCAGCGCGGACUUCCAGAAAGCCUGAGCCGGCACAGGAUGCGCUUCUGUCAGCUAGCGACUGGUGUGACUCCGCUGAUGACUGGGGAAUAGACUAUGAGGAUGUUGGAGAUGUUAAGAUGGACAAGCAGGUCCUGGAGGAGGAACCAGAUAUUCACAUUGCGGAAGAGGAUGUCGUCAACAGACUCGACUGUCUCCAUCUUGCAGAGCAGCAGACAGACAUUCCCAUCCUGUGUCCGUUCUUCAUCAGCGUGGUAGACGAGCUGGAUGUGGCGGCAGAGGAAGAUGAGCUGGCGCAUGCCCACGAGCUUUUGAGGGACUAUGAGAGGAGAGAGGGCGUGGCUGUGGGGGUGUUGGAUGGCGGUGAAGAGAAGUACGAGAAGAGCCGAGCCCGUCACGGCGACGCUGCCUUCUCCAGGUUCAUGAAAAGGAUCUCGUCAUGUCCGCAGCAAGUCCUGCGUUACUGCCGUGGAGGACAACCUCUCUUCAUCUCAGAGCCGCCAGCCAACGUGGGCCAGCUGGUGGCGCUGUGUGGAUCCUGCAGAGGCCCGCGGAUAUUGGAGUUGCAACUGAUGCCUGCUCUUGUCAAUCUGCUGAGCUGGAAGGACGGCGGGGGCGCAGCCGAGCUGGAGUUUGGGACGGUUCUGGUUUACACUUGCACCAAGAGCUGUUGGACGUCCCAACAGUUGGUGGACGAGUUCUGCUUUGUUCAGAUGGACCCGGACCAGCAGCUUUUUAAAUGAAUAUUCACUCAUUCAUGAAUUAAGAGAACACAAAGCGACUUUUUGUUGGACUUGUCUAAUUCAGCCGCACAGCAACACAGCAGUCACAUGAUCCAGCAGAGGAAACACAAGUAUCAAAAAUAGAUUUCUAACUGGCCAAUAAAAAGUUUUUGAAGCAUUGUUUGGCUCCGCCCAUUGUGAAAGAGGAGCCCCGCCCCUCACCCCGGAGGCACUUGGGUCAGUUUGAGUGUUUUGCGCCAAACUACGGCGGCCCGUCAGAGAACGGUAAGGUGGUGUCGCUCGACUUGUACUCCCAGUUGCACUGGUGGUACUGGUCCAACGGGUUGUGGCGAGUGGCACCGCUCAGGCUGCUGAUGUCUCUGUCGAUGAUCUCAUUGACUGGAACAAUAGGAAACGAUAGACGCAAAUAAAUGCAACUUGAUUCGACUACUCCCUAGACUGAACCGGUCACUUUAAGUGCAGUGACACAUGGAUCCAGCAGAGGGUGUACUCGCGCUUGUAAUGCAGAAACAAGUCACAUGAUUUGGAUCCAGAUUGAUCCUUUCAUGUGCCAUUUGGCGCCAAGAGUUAUGUUUUGCCCCGCCUACCAGCCCCCAUCACGUCACAUUAGUAAUGGCGCUGUAACACAUUUUACUUUUUUUUAUUCAGUGUAUUUACCAACAGGACGUUGUGCUGGGAGAGUUGUGUGUGUGUGUGGGGGGUCAUCAGCCCAAUGACAGGUGCUGCCCACCAACAGACACACACACACACAGUUAUUAUUAAUAGUGUGGGGUCACAUUUCAAUUUUGCGUACUCAAAGGGUACACUGAACCAAACCCUGGAGCCGAUAAUGGGCAAAAUCUCAACAUGGAUAAUCUUACCGUCAUCCAGCGUGAUCUCCUGGAGGCCCAGAGAGGCCGCAGGGGGUGUGUCCUCUGGCUCCUGUUUGAUGCUGAGCCCACCGCCCGGCCCCCAUAACCAGUCUUCCUUGUGGGCCUGCUCCAUCCCAGGAAUGACGGGGGCCAUCAUGGCGGUGACGUCGAGGGAGGCAUGUGGGAGAGGAGGAGGAGGUGAAUGGUGCGGCCGAGCACCGCUAUGGGUCAACUGCCUACAAUGCACUGCCAGGUCACAUGGGGCGUAACAGACCACCUCUCCGUCGCGAGGGCCAGGUGCAUUCAGGGACACCAUGUUUGCCUCCCAGCACUCCCGUUUGACCACUUGGCCGCCAGAGAUGGCGAAGGGGAGUAGCUUGGUGGCUCCGGGCAGGUAGGUGAAGCUCUGACUCUGACUUUUUCUCCUCUUGCCGUUGGAAACGUAGAAGAGGACUUGGACGGGACUGCUGGUGGUCCUGUUGUAUGCAGGGAUGUCCACAGUGAUGCUGGACUGACCGAGACAGGACAUUAGUGGUCACAUGAUGAUGCGUUCCCUCCAGGAAGUAGACAGUGUUAAUCUUGUUUGUAUCCAAUCCAACUUACACUACAGCUUUUGGCAGGCAAGACUCUGGCGUCCGUCUCCCACAGGACUCGUCCAUCUGAGAAGACAUCGCAAAUAAUUGAAGUUAUUGACUUCUUGAUUUCAAGAGUAAGUCCACGUGAGCUCACCAGGACUUUUCUCCAAGAAAACCACUCUGGACUGAGAUGACAAGUUGGAGCCAAUGAUGAGGAGCUCUUUUCCUCCAUGCAGCACACAGCUGCUUGGACUGAAGCUCUCCACAUGAGGGAGCUCCUGACCCGAACGCUGGGCUGAACCGUUCAAACACAGCAUGACGAUGAAGAUCUUGAUGAACGUUUUGGUCAGAGGUCACACUCACAGCACUCGACAGGAACCGAUGCCGUCUGCAGCCACAACGUCCAGCCGUCUGACUGCUGGAUGCCGACCCUGAACACAACGCGCACCCUGGUGUUCUUCCUCCCGAUGUCCGUUUCGCCUUUCUUCAGCUCGAUGUCGGCGUUCCGCAGCUUGAGGAUUCCCGCGCAGUCGAUGCUGACGAGAAGAAACAAAAACAAGAUGUAAACUAUAUAAUUACUUUACACAUUUUGUACUGACAGGAUGCCUGUCGCCAUGGUUACCUGGCAGACAUAUUCCCCGGAAGCAGCGGAAUCUCCAGGACCUUGGUGCUGUCCAGCAGUUUCUCCUGGCAGGUGGUGGUCACAGUCUUGCCCGUCACACGGUGGACCUGAUAGAAGGAGUGAGGGCGAAGGUGGCGCUCAUCCGCUGUACCGAUGAAGAGCAUCAAGGAGGCGGGACGCUCACAGGGGCCGUUUAACUGUACACACACAGACACACAUACGCACACAUGUUCAUGGCAACAGGCAAGACUACUCAUGUUUUCUUGGUGGAAACAUACAAGAUGAUUUAGUUUUUACAUUUAUCUUUUUGUGCAGAUAAUGAGUCACAUUAUUCAUUGAAAUAAAAGAAAAUGGGAGACAUAGAUGAGCAUUAUUUUAUUGUACUCUGUAAACCGUAGUCUCCUAUAGUGGCUGGUUUCUACAAAAGCAAAUAGCCAAAGGGUUCUCUAAUGAGCGUCAGGUCAAAAAUCAUUGGCAUGAACAGCUGUGGCUGCAGGCAAUCCCCUGAUGUAGUUUUUUUGUUUUACUAACCCCACAAGAUGUCAGUUUAAAGUAUUGCAAGCGGUCAGCAGUCAGUAGCUUUAUCUACCUCUGCAUGUGUUUUAAAAUGUUGCUACUUAGCUGUUGUUGUGAAAGUCAUGCGUGUUUGCGAUAGUCAUCUGCACUUUGCUCCUUGGCGUUUACUGUUGAUGUGGUCAAACAGAGCUACGUUUUCCCUUCCGCUUUCUCAUGGACUCCAAAUCAUAAAAAAAAGUUUAUGUAUUAAUGAUAUUUUAAAAUUUCAGCCUCUCCAAUUAUCACCUGUUUCCAAUUAAGGCCCUUCCUUCUUUGCACUUCAGCUAAAUAAACCCGCUAUAGUUCCAGAAUUGACAUUACAUACAGUACUAUAUACAGUGGUGUGAAAGUGUUUGCCCCCUUCAUGAUUUCUUAUAUUUUUGCAUUUGUAUUUUGUCACACUUAAAUGUUUCAGAUCAUCAAACAAAUGUAAAUAUUAGUCAAUGACAACACAACUGAACACAAAAUGCAAUUUUUAAAUGAAACUUUAUUUUAAGGGAGAAAAAAAAUCCAAACCGACAUGGCCCUGUGUGAAAAACUGAUUGCCCCCUAAACCUAAUAUCUGGUUGGGCCACCCUUACCAGCAACAACUGUUUGCAAUAACUCCCAAUAAGUCUCUCACAGCGCUGUGGAGGAAUUUUGGCCUUUUUCCACACAGCGCCAUGUAGGUUUGGAUUUUUUUUCUCCCUUAACAAUAAAAAAUGUUCAUUUAAAACCAGCAUUUUGUGUUCAGUUGUGUUGUCAUUGACUAAUAUUUCAAUUUCUUUAACACACACACACACACACACACACACACAUACUAGGGCUUUAAUCAUUAAUCACCAUUAGCAACUAUGUGUGAAAUAUGCCCAUUUUUACUGUAUUUAAUGAAGAGAAUGAUCAAUGACAGGGCAGGAUUCUAUAUAUUGGUAAGUAUCAACAGCUCCAAAUGAACUGUGAAAAUUUAAAUCAAGCUAAAAGAUACCACGCAAGUCUAAAAAUCUAUUUGUCUAACACUAGUCUCUUUAAUAUACAGUAUGUGCCCUGUGAUUGGCUGGCGACCAGUCAAGAGUGUACCCCGCCUGUUGCCCGAAGUCAGCUGGGAUAGGCUCCAGCUUACCCCCGCGACCCUAAUGAGCAGUAUAGAAAAUGGAUGGAUGGACUAGUCUCUUUAAUAGUAGUAGAACAAUUGAAUCACACUUUAAACUGUGUUAUGAGCAAUGAGUGGUUAUGUUCAAAGACGUCACGUAAUUUAAGGUAAAUUUGCAUUUUUUCAGUGUAAUUUCCAGCAUACUAAAAUGUAGCAAAUUGUACAUCUGAAUUAACCCGCCAGAGUUUCCAUCCAGCUUGAAAAUGGUUAGCGAUCAAGGCAUACUGUAAAUGAGAAAAAAAUCAUCAGUAUGACCCAAAGUUUGUGAUCGGAGCAAAUUCUCUCAUCUAAUUUGCAUAUUGUUAAAAAGCCCAUAAUUUACCAUGUUUUGUGUUGUUUCUGCUCCACUGAUAAUGUUUAGAUUUGGGCGUUAUUUUGUCCUACUGUGUUCGGCUGUCAGUGAAUGCUGUACAGGCAGAUGUACCGUUCCUCUCCUUCCUUGCGCCUCAUCCUUGUUUUCCCAAGUUAAUGCUGUGCGUGAAUGCAUAAAGGUGAGGUUUUAAUUCAGUUGUUGGAUCUGUGUGAGUUCUAUUGUACACUUUUGUUCAGUGUAACGCUUGUGUUCAUUAAUGCUAAGAUUAGCAUUCAAGCUAACUGUAUAGCGAUUUAUUAUAUAAAUAAGCUUCAUAUUGACUUAAUUUCCUUAUUGAGUUCUGUAUUUGAUGUGCCUUUGGCUAAUCAUUAUGUUUAUGUGUAAUAUUAGUUACAUUAAUUUACUGUUUAUUUAUUCAGUGACAUUUUUGUAUUCUUGUAUAUUGUUGUGCCACUGAUUGAAAUAAAUCCACCAA